AUGUCUUCUCCAAUUUUAGGUAUCUCCUUCGGUAACACCUCUUCUUCCAUCGCUUACAUCAAUCCAAAGAAUGAUGUCGAUGUUAUUGCUAACCCUGAUGGUGAACGUGCCAUUCCAUCCGUACUAUCCUACGUCGGUGAAGAUGAAUACCAUGGUGGUCAAGCUUUGCAACAAUUAGUAAGAAAUCCAACUAACACUAUUGUUAACUUCCGUGAUUUCAUUGGUUUAAAUUUUGCUGAUGCUGAUGUCUCUAGAUGUGCCGCAGGUGCUCCAGCUAUUGAUGUCGAUGGUAAAGUCGGGUUUGCCAUUAAGAGAGGUGAAGACGUUAUCGAAAAGAUUACUGUCGAUGAAGUCGUCACUAGACAUUUAAACAGAUUAAAGCUUGCCGCUGAAGAUUACAUUGGUCAAACUAUCUCUAAAACUGUAUUAACUGUCCCAACAGAUUUCACUGAUGCUCAAAAGGAUGCUUUAGCUGCCGCUGCCUCCAAAUGUGGUUUGAAGAUUAUUCAAUUCAUCAGUGAACCAUCUGCUUCUCUAUUGGCUCAUAUUCAUUCAUUCCCAUUCGAAAAGGAUAUGAAUGUUGUUGUUGCUGAUUUCGGUGGUGUUAGAUCCGAUGCCGCUGUCGUUGCUAUCCGUAAUGGUAUCUUCACUGUAUUGGCUACUGCUCAUAAUGCUAAACUUGGUGGUGAUAACUUAGAUGAAGCUUUAAUUGAAUAUUUCGCUGCUGAUUUCCAAAAGAAGAACCAAUGUAACCCACGUAAGAAUGCUAGAUCCUUAGCUAAAUUAAGAUCUAAUGCUGUUAUCACUAAGAAAACUUUAUCUAAUGCUACUACUGCUACUAUUUCUGUCGAAUCCCUUGCUGACGGUUUCGAUUAUCACACUUCUAUCAACAGAAUGAGAUAUGAAUUAACCGCUGGUAAAGUCUUUUCUCAAUUCUCUCAAUUUAUUAAUGAUACUAUUGAAAAGGCUAAUAUGGAUAUUCUUGAUAUCGAUGCUGUUUUAUUAUGUGGUGGUGUCUCAUUUACUCCAAAAUUAGCUAACAAUUUAGAGUUCCUAUUCCCUGAAUCUGUUGAAAUUUUAGGUCCACAAAACAAAGAUGCUUCUAACACUCCAAAUGAGUUAUCUUGUUCAGGUGCCGCUUUACAAGGUAGAUUGAUUGGUGAUUACGAUGAUGAUGAAUUAAAGGAAGCUUUACAACCUGUAGUAUUAAACACCAUGCAUUUACAAAAAGCUGUUGGUCUAUUAGAUGCUGAAGGUAAAUUUGUUCCAGUAAUCUUACCAGAAACUACAUACCCAGCUCAGAAGACUAUCACUAUUAAGAACGCUAAGGGUGAUUUCUUAGUUGGUGUCUACGAAGGUGAAUCUUACAUUGAAGAAAAGACUCUUGAACCAGAAGCCAAACCAGAAGGUGAAGAAGAUGAAGAAGACAGUGAAGAAUGGUCCGAUGAUGAACCAGAAGUCAUUAGAGAAAAACUGUACAAACCAGCUACCAAAUUGAUGGAACUAGGUAUUAAGGAUGUCACUAAGGGUCUACAAAUUAUCUUUAACAUGAACAAGGAUGCUGUAUUGAAGGUCACCGCCAGAGACUUGAAGUCAAACGCUGUCGUUCAAGGUCAAUUGUAA
Molecule: messenger RNA, 1623 nt
Organism: Maudiozyma saulgeensis
Lineage: Eukaryota; Fungi; Ascomycota; Saccharomycetes; Saccharomycetales; Saccharomycetaceae
Source: the annotation of a GenBank genome assembly